Miscanthus lutarioriparius is the source of this 216-nucleotide messenger RNA. The record is from the annotation of a GenBank genome assembly. Lineage: Eukaryota; Viridiplantae; Streptophyta; Magnoliopsida; Poales; Poaceae.
AUGGAGAUGAGCGGCCUGGACCUGUGGAAGCACGAGAAGCCCCCAAGGAUCUGCCCUUUGCCCCCGCCGCUCCCGCCGGCGGCGGCGUGCAAUGAGGCGGCGCUCGUGCCGCCGCUCAACUUCGCCAUGGUCGACGACGGCAUCUUCCGCUCUAGCUUCCCAGAUACCUCCAACUUCCGGUUCCUCAAGUCCCUCAACCUCCGCUCCAUCGUGUAA